This is a messenger RNA of Acaulospora morrowiae, 1085 nucleotides long. NCBI's taxonomy places the organism in Eukaryota, Fungi, Glomeromycota, Glomeromycetes, Diversisporales, Acaulosporaceae. The record is from the annotation of a GenBank genome assembly.
AUGACUAAAAACGAACGUAAAAACACCACACUUGCCUGCGACUUUUGCAGGGAUAAAAAGAUUAGGUGUGAGGGAGGACCCAUAUGCACGAACUGUCAAAACCGAAAUUUAGGUUGUCACUUUAGCAAGCCCAGUAAAAAAAGGGGACCACCUAAAGGGAAAACUAAUCGUAAAUCGAUCAAAAGUAACAACGUCAACUCUUGUGGGAGUGGAAAUAGCAGCGAUAACCCUAACAAUGACAACAUCGACGGCUGUAUUGGAGCCCCCCUUCCCUAUGAAGGUAACGACAACCAUGACUUUGACAACGACCACAACGAAAACCAUAAAACCGACGACCAUUACGGCGGCAACACCGACGGCAACAUCAGCGGUCCCAUCAACCCAUACGACAGUAACAUCAAUGAUUCCAUCAACCCAUACGAUAGUAACAUCAACGAUCCCAUCAACCCAUACGACAGUAACAUCAGCGGUCCUAUCAACCCAUACGACAGUAACAUCAGCGGUCCGAUCAACCCAUACGACAGUAACAUCAGCGGUCCCAUCAACCCAUACGACAGUAACAUCAACGAUCCCAUCAACCCAUACGACAGUAAAAUCAGCGAUCCCAUCAACCUAUACGACAGUAACAUCAGCGGUCCCAUCAAUCCAUACGACAGUAACAUCAGCGGUCCCAUCAACCCAUACGACAGUAAUAUCAGCGAUCCCAUUAACCCAUACGACAGUAACAUCAGCAAUCCCAUCCCAUACGACAGUAACAUCAGCGAUCCCAUCAACCCAUACGACAGUAACAUCAGCGAUCCCAUCAACCUAUACGACAAUAACAUCAUCAAUCUCCACGAUGGCGACAUCAACACAGAAAAUCAAUAUUCCAACAUGACAAAAAGUCAAUAUCCCAACAUGACAGAAGAACAAUAUCUCAACAUGACAGAAAGUCAAUAUCUCAACAUGACAGAAAGUCAAUAUUUCAACAUGACAGAAAGUCACCUCAACGUAAAUACAAGUCAAUGCCUCAAAAUAGAAAACCAAUUUUCCAAUAUUAUAAAAAAUCAAUUUUCCAUAAAGUCGGAAAAUCGAUUUCUUAACAU